UCUCUAUUAUGUACCUUGUAUGAUUAAAUCAGAACCUGAGUGUGAUAUAUACGAAAUGUUUAAUGUUACAGAAAACACAUGUAAUAAGUCCACCUGGUUAUGUUAUAAGUUUAGGUUUCUUCCACCUCAUUUAAUGAAUCAUUUAAUUGCGUCACUGUGCAGGAAAUAUAAAGUUGCAGAAGUUGUCACGAAGGAACAGAAAAGACAAAUUGCUCUCUUCAGAGAUUCAGCUGUCUUUGAGUUACAGAAAACGACAAAAUUAGCAAAAUUGCAUAUACUGAAAUGUCCGAAUUGGAUUCAAAUUCAGGUUUGGCAAUUUGAGAAAGGACGUCAAAUGUACAAAUACAUUGACGACUUUGUGACAGAGGAAAUUGUCAAGAUAAUAAGCACAAGAUUUAAGAUGUCUAAUGUGAAAUUUAAGAAAAAGUGGGAAUGUGGCCAAACAAGACCAGAGUCUGUAACAGGAUUGUUUGACUAUCCUGAAGAUCAGGAUACAAAAUAUUAUUGUGAGACAUGUAGAAUUGCACAUGAGUUCACAGGUGAAUGGUCAGAUCUACAAUAUAGAACAGUUGAUUUGUUACAGAGUUCUGCAAACGUUCCAAUAUCUAAUCCUUACACAGAAAGCUCAAGUCAAAUCCAAACUACGGUUCAAUCCACCAAGGUAUUUGUCCGGGUCCAAGCUGGUGAGAGAGUAUUUUCAAAUGCCAAUGAAGGGGCAACAGGAACAGCCAGUUCGGCAGGGUUCACCAAAGAGGAAAUCAAUUUUACAAAGAUGGGAAUGAUCGUGCUGAAUAUUCUCGCUGAUGCUUUAUAUGACCUCUUAAAACCAGACAAACCAAAUCUACGUCCAAGAAGCGAUUGUGAUAUAUCACACUUAUACCAGGAGCACUUUAAACUUAAAAAACAUAUUCCAACUAAUGGAUGGGGAGGGAAAUGGCAGAAAAUUCAGGUUACAGACAUAACUGUUGGAGAUGAUAUUGAGCGCAUAAGACUUACAAGGAAUGAACUACAACACUCAACGGCAGCUAAACUUGGAGAUACACGUUUUAACGAGUUAUGUAACAUAUUAAGUGACCUCUUAAUACGGUUCGACCAAUUUAACAAACCACAAAAGCUGUAUACAGAUGAGCUUAAGGAUAUUUUGGCUAAUACAAUUUUAGAUGAGGAUGUGAAAUUGGUUAAAAAAGAAAUAUCGGAAAUGACUGUUGAGGUAGAAAUUGAACAACAAAUCAAUGUUCUAACGCAAUAGAGAAAUAAAGUUGUUCUCAUCAUUUGUAUGGCAAACAGUUAUUUUUGUAGUUGAUGAGAAAUACACAUAUAACCAUAGAAACAGAUUUGUAGAAGACCUUGUGCAUAGAAAGCGACCAUCUUUAUAUUUGAUAGCAAUGUAAUGCUACCGAUAAAAGUCAGACUACAUUUUUCUAUUCAUACAAUCAUGUAGAGUAAUUCUUCUGAAUUAUACUUGUCACUGUUGGAGCAUGAUCUGCAUAUCUUUUCAGAGCACCUGCGAUUCCCUCCAAGUUUUAGUGGGGUUUUUGGUGCUCAAUCUUUAGUUUUCAAUAUUGUGUUUUGUAUACAGUCCUUGGAUGGUGUAAACUUCCCACUGACACCAUACACCAUUACACCAUUCACCAUACACCAUUACACCCUGUGCCAUUACACCAUACACGUUACUACUUUGCACCAUACACCUUACACAUUACACCAUAAUGCAAUUUAAUUUCAAAGAAAGCGUGCGACUACAAAAUUAUUUAUUUAUUUUAAAAAACGAAUUUUGAUCACAAUAUUGUAAAUUAAAGUAUAAAAUUAAAAACCAGUUCUUUAUGUCAGUUAAUGUCAUUUUGUAAAUUCAUUUUAUUUUUAACCAAAACAUACAUCAAUUUUUGCAUAGUUUUAAAUGUCGUACACCAUUCAUUCACACCAUUCCCGAUCGCACGUUACACCAUUACAUCAUUCCCCUUACACCAUACACCAUAGCACCAUACACCUUCUACCAUUGCACCAUAUGCCAUACACCAUUACACCAUACACGUUUUUUUUGGGAAGUUUACACCAUCCAAGGGCUGUACUGUUGUUUAAUUUUUUGUCUUUUUUAUUUUUUGCAAUGGCGUUGUCAGUCUAUUUUUACUCGUGAAUUUGAAUCUCCAUUUUUGGUAUCUUUCGCCUCUCUUUUAUAAAAAAAAAUUGUGAAGAUGAAAAAGUGGACUAGAGAGGAAAUAUUGGAAUAAAAUUGACAACUAGAUCAAUUUUGGUCUGUUAUAGUAAUUUUUUUUAAAUUUAAUCACAUGCAGUAAAAACUGUUGUGUAAAUAUUGCCAAAACUAUAAACAUUGUGUACAUAAAAUGAAUAUUUAUUUAUACAAAUGUAUAUAGGAAUAUGAGAAACAUGAAACAUAGAAAAAAAACAUUUAGGAAAUUUUGUGGUAUGUUUUUCUGUUGAUAUAUGAAUUAUUUUUAUGAUUUUGUCCUUCAGGGAAUUAAGUAUAGAUGGUGGUUAGUUUUCGUCAAAUAAAUUCCCAGCUUUUGUAUCUAGCAAUUAACCAUGAAGGAACAAACAUGUGACAAUGUGUGUUUUCUAACCUUUUGAACUUUUUGUCUUUAAGACUGAUAACCAAUUUAACUCUUAAAAAGGUUGAAUUGUGUACAUUUCUUAUGCCAAAGAUUGUGCCCUGUUUUUGCAGAAUAAAAAUCAAUCAACAUUUUCAGGCUUUUUCUGAGUUUUAUACGCAAGGGACCAAUCAGAAAUCCCCAUUAUCAGUAAUAUCCGGUUAUCAUAUUCAGAGGACCAAUCAUAAUCACCAUUAUUAGACACUGUAUAGUUAUCGUGUUCUAUAGGAACCAACCUGAAAUCACCAAUAUUUGAAAAAGUCUGGUUAUAAGUUCUAAGGAUCAAUCAGAAAUCUCAUUUAUGAGACAAUGUUUUGGUAUUGUUCAAUUGACCAAUUAUAAAUCAUUUAAAAAUAUCCAAAUGUCUAUGUUUUGUUUUGUACGUGAAAAGAAAUAACCUGCUUGUUAGAUUUAAGAUAAGUUGGAAUAUUUAAUAUGUAGUUUAAGUUAUCACGUUCUUUCAGAGCUGAUCACCCUAAUACCUUUUUAACCUGAUUCAGGCUGUGGUAGCAAAAAAUAUUGUAAAAAACGGAAACGUGAUGAUAACGACUGGACUACAGAUAUGAAUAAGAAGAUAUGGUAUGAGUGUCAAUGAGACAACUAUCCAUCCAAGUCAACAAUUCAAACAGGAAAACCAACGGUCCAAUCUAUAUAAAAAACGAGAAACAAGAGAAACACUUAUGA
Messenger RNA from Mytilus californianus (California mussel), 3290 nucleotides. RefSeq lists its product as uncharacterized. The transcript is spliced from 5 exons. The record is from RefSeq and is a predicted model, not a curated record. NCBI's taxonomy places the organism in Eukaryota, Metazoa, Mollusca, Bivalvia, Mytilida, Mytilidae. The coding region runs from base 20 to 1249 and encodes 409 amino acids.